Lutzomyia longipalpis is the source of this 5417-nucleotide messenger RNA. RefSeq lists its product as uncharacterized. Bases 470 to 4585 code for a protein of 1371 amino acids. Gene Ontology annotation, molecular function: protein kinase activity; ATP binding. The transcript has 7 exons. The record is from RefSeq and is a predicted model, not a curated record. Gene Ontology annotation, biological process: protein phosphorylation. NCBI's taxonomy places the organism in Eukaryota, Metazoa, Arthropoda, Insecta, Diptera, Psychodidae.
AAAGGUUACGUCAAAAUGACAUUUAGUUCAGUGCUGAAAAAAUUCCUCCAAAAAAAAUCAAUUAAAUGCGAGUUUUUUCCGUUUUUCCUGGACAAUUUCGCUCUCCAGGCUCACCAAGGCACGCGUGAAGUGAAAUGUGCGUAAGCAGUGACACGGCGUAGUGUACGUGUAGUGUGUUUGUGAGAAAAAUCCGCGCGUAGAGUGCGAAACGAAGGGAAAAGAAAGAAAAGGGGGCGAAUUUCCUUUUAUUUUUUUGGGGCGGAUGCCACAAUCCCCGGGGGAUUCCCGUGAAUUUCACAACCCAAGAGCACUUUGGCGAUUGCGUGCCGUGCGUCCGGGGGCACCACGGGCUGCGGGUGGCAGGUGCAAAAGGGCUAUUGCUGCGGCUGGCUAAGACGGGGCAAAACGAGGGGGGUCGCCCUUGAAAAUUUUUCCCAAAUUCCGCAGCGCAAAAGACGCUUCCGGAGCAAUGAAAAAGAUCUUUUCCAAGUUUGAGAAGAAUGAGAAACUGGAGAAUGCCACCACCAGGGAGUCCACCAACUACAUCGGGAAGACAUUCGUGGUGGGACGUGCCACGGUCACGGUGGAAGACAUUCUCGCGGAAGGGGGAUUCGCGAUGGUCUUCUUGGCCAAGUCUACCAAUGGAUCGCGGUACGCAUUGAAGCGAAUGUAUGUCAACAAUGACUAUGACCUCAAUGUGGCGAAACGAGAAAUCCAAAUAGCUAGCAACCUCAAUGGGCACAAGAAUAUCAUUGGGUACAUCGAUUCGAGCAUUAGCCACACUGCAAAUGGCGUGUACGAAGUCCUCCUGCUCAUGCCAUUCUGCAAGAAUCACAUGCUGGCAAUGAUGAAUGCCCGCCUGCAGAGUGGCUUCACCGAAUCCGAGAUCCUUCAGAUAUUCUGUGAUAUGUGCGAGGCCGUGUCGCGCCUCCACCACUGUCAGACCCCAAUCAUUCAUCGUGACAUCAAAGUGGAGAAUAUCCUGCAGAAUGACGCCGGGAAUUACGUUCUGUGUGACUUUGGGUCGGCCACAGCGAAGAUUCUCAAUCCAAACGUGCAAGGGGUCACAGCGGUGGAGGAGGAGAUUAAGAAGUACACAACACUGUCCUACCGAGCACCCGAAAUGGUGGAUCUGUACACAGGGAGGAAUAUAACGACCAAAGCUGACAUCUGGGCACUCGGGUGUUGCCUGUACAAGAUGUGCUUCUUCGCAUUGCCCUUCGGUGAGAGCACACUCGCCAUUCAGAGUGGGAACUUUGUCAUUCCGGACAAUUCAAAGUAUUCACGGGGUCUCCAUAAGCUCAUCCGGUACAUGCUGGAACCGGAUAUGGAGAAACGACCCAAUAUCUAUCAAGUCAGCCAAAUUGCAUUCACCCUAGCUGGCAGGGAUAAUCCCGUGCAGAAUCUUCAUAAACUCCCAGCACCGUCGCUGGAGAAUUUGCCAGAUCCGCAAUUUGAGGCGGAUCAGAAGAGAAAUUCCGCUGCCCAGGCAACGGUGAAGACACCAAAAGCAGCCACAGUGUUGGCGCCAGAGAGUGGAACGAGUGUUGCACCACGACAACGACCUAAAGCCAGUGCCUCACAUGCUGCCGCUGCUGCUGCACCUGGACAACUUCCCAUUGCCCUACCACCGAGUCCAUCGCCGCGGAAUACCCUCUCGUCGCCAAUUCCCGCGGCGGCGGCGUCGUCGGCUAUUGCGGAGGCAGCCAAUGAGGGGGGUGGUUUCACGGCACAAUUCAGUACGGCCUUCCCGUCGAGUGGGGUUGCUGCGGAGGAGGUUGGGGUGGUUGGGGGUGGUGGGAUGCAGCAGCAGCAGAAGGCGAAUACGGGUGGGGGGAAGGUGGAUGCGAAAGUGGAGCACCUAGAUAGCCUAUUCCAAACCAAUUAUCCGGAUCCAUUUAGGGAAUCAGCCGCAGCGCUGCCCGAAGGCGCCAAUCCGCCGGGAAGCUGCGAAAGCUUGCCGCCCGUGUCGACGUCCAAUCAAGAUGUUAUGGGACCCCUUGUUGGUACCCCAACGAAACCACCACAGAUGCUAGUCACUCCCAAAGUUGGUCAUCGUCGCAACAUGAGUGACACGUCAGCCUUUAACAAGGUUUAUGCUUCGGAAACAUCUCAAUUUCUCGCCCCAUUCGAUCCAUCGGGUAAAUCGCGUCAGGAUUCAACGUCCCCCAUUGCGGCUGGUGUUAAUUUUUCUUCUGAACAAAAUAUGCAUUUUACUUCGAAUGUUACAACAACAGCAACAACGACAACAAUUAGGCAGCAUCCAACGGAUCUCUCCUUGUCGUCUCCAAUCACGGAGAAGGGGAAAUGCGAGAAGAUCACGCGGAAUGUGGCCACGUGGAAUCCAUUUGAGGAUUCCUUCAGUCAAAUGUCCGAAGAUCACAUCUUUGGGGCGGAAUUUGAUAAGAUACGUCAUCAAGGAAGUCAGAGCAGUCUCAAUAAUCAAGUGAAGACACCCCCGGGGAAUCCUGCUGUGGCUGUGCCAUCAGCCGCAUCAAGUGGAUCAGGGCCGAUUGAGCGUAUGAAUAGUGAGGAGAAGUGCAUGUCUGAGGAUGAUCCCUUUGGAUCGGCACCAUUCAGCCUGCCCGUGGUGCUGCGUGAGAAGGCAAAAGCAGUUGCGGCAACGACGAAGAAAUCUGGAGCACGCGCCAAGCGAUGGACACUGCAGUCGGACGUCCAGACGUCACCUAGUGAGAUUAAGACGUCCCUGCUGAUGAUGGAUACUGAGAGUGGGGAGGAUGAGGCUGCAUUGAGACCGCGGGAGAAUGGUGGGGAUGAGGAUAGUGACAAUGAGGAUAGUUUGCUGGCGGAGAAGACAUUCAACAGGACCCCGUUGCAGGAUAGGACGAAGUAUGAGAAGCUCAAGUCGAACUACGUGACGUCGGAUGAUAGUGAUACGGAAUUCAGUGCAGCUGGUGGCGGGGAGACGGUAAAGAGGAUCUCCUUUAAGCAGAUCGUUGCGGGGAAUAUUCAGGAGAAGCUGGUGAAUGUGUACCAGAAGGUGGAUAAGAGUCACCUGGGGAAGGUACCGAUUGUCCGGAAGAUUGUUGUGAAGACGAAGAAGAAGGAGAAGGAGGGUGGUCAGAGGGGUGGCGAUGGGCAGGGACGGGCAGAUGGUGGGGAUGAUGAUGAUAAAGAUUCAAUUGGAUCUGCGAGUGAUUUGCGUGCGGAUGAGAUGCUUGAUGAGUUUGAUGUGAAAAUGCCACCAAAUGUGGCCAAUCGGGUGCGUGGGCAGGAGCUUGAGGAUGGGAUUAGUGAGAGUAUCAAGACUUGUGGCUCCAGUGCCUACCAUGCGGAAUGUGAGAGUGUUACAACGCAUGAGGAUGAUGUGAGUCGUAUUGUUUCGGCAAGGAAGAAAAUCAUCAAGAAGCGCCGGGAGCUUCACCCGUCUGAAUCUGAUCAACUUUCCCCACCGGAUGAGGAGGAAGAUGACAAUAUUCACAAAUACGGUGAUCGUCCACUUCUUCUGGAUGAUGAAUUGGAUUAUGAUUCAGAGAAUCCAGAUGAUCCCACAUCGCCGGAAGGGGAAGAAAAUGAAGAGAAACCACCAGUAGCAGCUGCAGCAGCUGUUGUGGAAGAAGUUGAUGUGUUUGCAUUGGCUCCGUUCAAACCACCCCCAGCUGUGACCAAGAGAAAACUCCCCACAAAGAGAAAUCUCUUCCCGAAGUAUUCCCCAUCAAUUGUAACACCCGAAACAAUCCCUGAGGAUGAUUUCCUCCAUCUCAAUGCACCGAUGAAGACAAAAAUGAUCACAUCGACACCCCUUAAGCCCACCCUGGAUGAAUUCAAUGAAGUCUCCUUCAAUCCUGGCACAGCAACCAUUCAGAGUGCCUCAAAUUAUGGUGUAGUUACGGUGCUAAAUAGUGCUCCACCCCAGCCCAGCAAGCAGGAAAUUCCAGCUCCUCCUGCUGCUGCUGUUGCUGCAAAACCUCCGAAGGAUCUCUUCGGAUCUGAACCAUUCCCGGAAUCUCUCAAAUCCGUGGUACACGUUGAGACGAAUAACAACCAACCAAAUGCCCUUGUAACCAUCAACAAUACAAUUGUUGUCAAUAGGCCCACUGUGCAGCAAUCAGAUACCCUCCAGAGAUUCCCAGAACGGCAGUCCUUCGUCCCACCACCAAAACACCUCGAUACCCUUCUCCCAAUUGCCGACAAUGAGUACGUAAAGUUCUCAAGCGAUGAUGGGCAGAAUUUGGAGGAAUGUGAACUGGAGACGGGCAUUGCCAAGAGCAAGUCCGAGAAGAAGAGCAGCAAAUUCCCGUAUUUGAAGGAGAAGUCAAAGAGCAAAUCCACGGAAAAGGUGAAAAAGACCAAGGAGACGUCCGGGAAGUCCACGAAGAAGGGUUCAAUGGCUGAAGAUUCCGUUGGGACGUCAGCAUUCAACUAUCAAAGCCUCAAGCGUGGCGUGAAGAGUGGCUUCAGCAAUAUGAGCUUCGAGGACUUCCCGUCGGAUCAGGAGGUGGAACAGGGUGGUGGGGCACGGAGUUCAACCACCCCCUUUGAGGUGGUGCGCAAUGAGAAGAUGAUUCUCGAGGCUGAAAAGAAGUUCGGCUCACUCAAGAGGCGAACGCAUCCGUUUUCUUGAAAGAGGGCCUCUUGGGAUUACCAAGAAAUUUCCUAAAGAAUUCCCACGAAAGAAAAAAAAUCAACAGCAUGUGCAUAAAAAGCUCAAUUUAUAUAAUGUGAAAAAAUUAACAGGGUGGUGCUUUUACUGUAUAUAAAGGGAAAAAAAUAAAAGGAUAUUUUAUUCUUCUGCAUGAAAAUUAAAAAAAAAAAGAUUUAAUAAAGAAAAAAAAUUGAAAAUUAAGGAUUUUGCAUAAAAAUUGCAAAUUUGAAAAUAUUGGGUUGUAUUCUGGCGACCAAGAAAUCGUUGGAAUUUCAAAAUAAAUUCUUAAAAUUUCAAGGAUUUCUUGGUCGCAGAAUACGAUCCAUUAUUAUCACUGAUAUGCCUAUUUAAAACCAAUUUGAAUAAAAGAAGAAAACAACAAAAAAAGAUCAUUUAGAUUAACAUUGAAGCUCAAGAGAAAGAUUCAGUAUAACAAACUGUCAGAAUCUUAAAAGAUUUUUUACAGAAUACCAAGAAAAAAUCUUAAAACUGAUGAAUUGAAAGAAAACAUUUUAAACUGAAUUAACCCUAAAAUUAAUUAAAUUUAACCCUUCGUAUACUAUGAGGGGUAGGUGACCGACCCCAGAGCUAUAUUUCGAUUAAUUGCGCCUAAGUUAUUAGAGGAAUAGAACCGAAUUUUUGGGAAUAAAGGCUCCAACAGAUGGACGAGAAAUUCCUCGUGCGGUGCGGUGCGGCGAGGUUUUCGGCCAAUCAGAAGCGAGAGAUGGCUCACACACUCUCACCGCACCGUGCGAGAACGUUUUUCGGCCAAUCCGAAGCGACGAAGGGCCACGAAAUCCUCGCCGCACCG